Molecule: messenger RNA, 1206 nt
Organism: Cynocephalus volans (Philippine flying lemur)
Lineage: Eukaryota; Metazoa; Chordata; Mammalia; Dermoptera; Cynocephalidae
Gene: ATP23
Product: ATP23 metallopeptidase and ATP synthase assembly factor homolog
Exons: 6
Coding region: 223-960 (245 amino acids)
Biological process (GO): mitochondrial proton-transporting ATP synthase complex assembly; mitochondrial protein processing
Molecular function (GO): metalloendopeptidase activity
Source: RefSeq, a predicted model, not a curated record
CUGACUGCGCCCCGCCACGAGCUUCUCGCCCGCCCCUGCCCCUCUUGCCACACCCCGCCCUGAGCCCCCACCAGCCGAACGUCCUCGUCGUACCUCGCCUGCGGGUCAGCCGUAGAGAGGGAGGGCCUGGGCGGUCGGGUUGGCGGGAGGGAGGUUAUCUUCCUCUGUUUCACCCCGGGCCGCCCGAGCCGGGAGAAGGCUGCGGCGAGGUCUGCGGGCGGCAUGGCGGGAGCUCCGGACGAGCGGGGGCAGGGCCCCCUGGCGGGAGAGCAGCUGGGGCAGCAACACGUAACGUGCCAGGUUUUCCCUGAGCAGCUGGCCCUUCGGAAGCCCCAGCAAGGGUUCUUCCCCAUCUUCACCAACAACCAGAAGUGCCAGCUCAUGCUCCUGAAGACGCUGGAGACGAAUCCAUAUGUCAAACUCCUGCUUGAUGCUAUGAAGCACUCGGGUUGUGCUGUUAACAAAGAAAGACACUUUUCUUGUGAAGAUUGUAACGGAAAUGUCAGUGGAGGUUUUGAUGCUUCAACAUGUCAGAUUGUUUUGUGCCAGAAUAACAUCCGUAAUCAGUCCCACAUGAACAGAGUGGUCACCCACGAGCUCAUUCACGCAUUCGAUCAUUGUCGUGCUCAUGUUGACUGGUUCACCAGUGUCAGACAUCUGGCCUGCUCAGAGAUUCGAGCUGCUAACCUUAGUGGAGACUGCUCACUUGUAAAUGAAAUAUUCAGGUUACAUUUUGGAUUAAAACAACACUAUCAGACUUGUGUGCGAGACAGAGCCAUUCUUUCUAUCCUGGCUGUUAGGAAUAUCAGUAAAGAAGUAGCUCAGAAGGCUGUUGAUGAAGUUUUUGAAUCUUGUUUCAAUGACCAUGAACCUUUUGGAAGGAUCCCACAUAACAAGACUUAUGCAAGAUAUUCUCAUAAAGACUUUCAAAACCGUGAUCGGUAUUACUCAAAUAUAUGAAGACAAUGAUAUUUUAUAUUACGGAGCUUCAAUGAUCAUUAAGAAAAAAAUAUGGUUCCCAAGUGAACAAGGAUAUAAAAUGUAAAUGAUCAAUUAAACACAGAUAAAACAUGGAAUGUGCUAAUUUUGGAAUAUAAUCAGAAAAAGUAACUGUGGCAAAAAUGAAACUGCCUUAAACUCCAAGGCCAAAUUGUAUCUUUAUGGCUAACCAUUUGGUAAAUAAAUAAAUCACAUUUUUGCAUUUUC